This is a messenger RNA of Cyprinus carpio (common carp), 468 nucleotides long. RefSeq names its product unconventional myosin-IXAb-like. The record is from RefSeq and is a predicted model, not a curated record. Lineage: Eukaryota; Metazoa; Chordata; Actinopteri; Cypriniformes; Cyprinidae. The coding region runs from base 1 to 468 and encodes 155 amino acids. The transcript has 4 exons.
AUGCCCUGUAAUCCCCGGCAACACAAAGAGCUGGAUGAUGUUGAGGCUGAGGCUGUUGCCGGGUGCCGCUGUUACCACGGUGACAGUCGUCAGCAUCAGUGGAGGCGAGAUCAGAGUGAACAGACUGCUGGUCGCACGGUGGAAGGUGAAGAUCUGAAGCAUGACUUCGAGCGCCUGCAGCUGGCCAUGGAGAUGGUGGGCUUCCUGCCGGCCACCAGAAAACAAAUCUUUUCUUUACUGUCUGCGAUCCUUCUGCUGGGGAAUAUCCGUUACAAGAAGAAGACGUACAGAGACGACUCCGUCGAUAUCUGGAACCCUGAGGUGCUUCCUGUCGUCUCUGAACUGCUGGAGGUGAGGAGCGCCUCCACAAAACAUCUGCAGCCCUCUCAACUACUUUUCUCCCCUCUGGAGUCACAUGCAGUGAUCACAAGUUUAUUACGGCGUGAGGUCGCGGUCACUGAGGACUGA